AUGGCCUCCGCAACGACGGCCGCGGCCUCAAAGACAGUUCGCCUAUUUGACCCUACAACGGCCGUCACAAAGCAUGCAGUACGAUUCCCAAGGACGCAAGGCAAACAGAUUCAGGGAAAAGUUCGGUUUCCCAAUUCCCAGGCAGCCAAAAACUUCGGACAGCAGGAGAGCACCAGGUUAAAGAAAGCGCUUCAACACAUCACACAUGGGAAGAACAUAUUCGCCUACAGCAACUUCCGCACAAACCAGGUGGUCUACUCGCUUUCACGGUCUUUAGAUUCACAAAAUGUCCUAUCACAGCUGGUAUACCACGGCAAGAAGACCGUGCCUGCUGGCCUUCGUAAGGACAUGUGGGUGCCGUACUUCUCAGUACAUUUCCCUACUCCAACACUCGGCCUCGAGGCAUACAAGCUUCUACGGGAGUUUUCUCGCCAACGGCAGUUUGAACCACCAGCUCAAUUAAUCACAAAUUCCAAAGAAUCAUUGGAGAGGAAACGGCCUCAAGGUUUGGACGAAGCUAAAAAAUGGGAAAGACAGAUGAGCUGCCGAAUUGGCCAAAUAAUGGAGAAGAAAGAUCGCGCAAAAGUGUUGAUGGACCAGAAAGCCACAAGUGUUGCCGAUACUGCUGCCGUCUUGGCAAUUCAAGCCCAACGAGAACGACAGAAUCGACAGCAGGAGGAGGGAGAGGAGGAAGCAUCAACCGAAGAUGGAAAUCCGAAGGAGAAGAAAUUAUCCCACAAGGCCAGACGGCGUGUGAUACGAGCACAAAAACGACAGCAGGCACAUGAAGAACUGGUCCGAAAGCGAAUCGAGGAGCUCGAGAAAUCCAUGUCAACAAAAGGCUUCCAGGCUAAAAUUGAUGUGGAAGGUGAGCUGGCAGAUUACAAGGUUGGAGAGGGGGAAGUCAAACUUCUCUGGACCGAUCUGCAGGACGCCCAGUAUGCUCGCUCAUGGCCGAGUACCGUCCAGCACGGAGAGCUUGAACCGAGUCGGGAACAUAUCAUCAGCCCUUCUCUGAAACUCAACUAA
Nannizzia gypsea CBS 118893 is the source of this 1029-nucleotide messenger RNA. RefSeq lists its product as hypothetical. Bases 1 to 1029 code for a protein of 342 amino acids. Gene Ontology annotation, cellular component: nucleus; mitochondrial large ribosomal subunit. The transcript has 2 exons. The record is from RefSeq and is a predicted model, not a curated record. NCBI's taxonomy places the organism in Eukaryota, Fungi, Ascomycota, Eurotiomycetes, Onygenales, Arthrodermataceae. Gene Ontology annotation, biological process: DNA recombination; positive regulation of mitochondrial DNA replication. Gene Ontology annotation, molecular function: structural constituent of ribosome; DNA strand exchange activity; single-stranded DNA binding.